AUGUCUUGUAUAAUUCCAAUUAUUGUUGGUAGUUCAUUGAUAUUUGCUAAGGUUAUCACUAGAGAAACAGAAGAGCAAUUAAAUACAUAUUCAAAAGCUGAACAAAUCGCUCAAGAAGUAUUUAGUUCAUUAAGAACUGUUCUUUCAUUCAAUGGAAGUAAAUGCCAACAAAAACAAUAUGAAAAAGAAUUAAAAUUAAAUGAAUGGUAUACUGUUCGCAAAGAUGAUGCAUUUGGUACUUUUAUGGAUUGGUUAUUUUUUAUAAAUUUUCUAGUUUAUUCAAUUGGUUUCACUUUUGGUUC
This is a messenger RNA of Adineta steineri, 302 nucleotides long. The record is from the annotation of a GenBank genome assembly. NCBI's taxonomy places the organism in Eukaryota, Metazoa, Rotifera, Eurotatoria, Adinetida, Adinetidae.